Molecule: messenger RNA, 1260 nt
Organism: Peronospora matthiolae
Lineage: Eukaryota; Oomycota; Peronosporomycetes; Peronosporales; Peronosporaceae
Source: the annotation of a GenBank genome assembly
AUGCGAUGCGCGAGCAAGGCCGCCGAAGCAGAAACUGCAGCAACUGAUGUCUCAUCGGUUGCUGAAGCGAAUCAGCCUGUGUCACCUGGUUAUGCAGGCGCUGGUCAUGAAGACACUCAUGUCUUCACAGAGUAUGAGCUCGGAGUCUCAUGCUCUCCUGAUACGGAAGACGGAUCCGUAUCGACGGCGAUCGAAUCUAAGCCGCCUGCCAAGCGUGGCAUGGAUGAUGCUAUGCGUCGUAGUAUCUUUGGUUCGUCUGACGAAUCAGACGAACCAUCGCCGAAGCGAAGGCGCUCGAGGUCGCGAGACUCGGGCGCUAACAGUGGUGUCGGUUCUCCUAUGGACACCACUUCGCAACGAGGUGCCAGUCCUCUUGUCGGCACGUCGCAGGAAGAGCGGGACCGCAGCGUGUUGCGUCUCGCUCCUGAGAAGAAGGCAUGGAUGCCUCCUAAAUCUGUCAUGGAUCACUUGUCGGCGACGACGAGUGAUCGUUAUCGAACACGGUUGUUCGAUUCGUCAAGGAUCCAUCACCUUGAACCCAGCGCGGAAAACUAUCGCGCUGAGAAUGAAUUCUUCAUCGAUGCUUUCUUUAGACAUCGAUGGUACAGGGGAAAUCACAAACGUGAUGGUUCCUCAUUGCUUCAAGCGUGGAACGCCUACAUCCAUAACCUUGAGGAUGUAGGUCGUGACGCUUGGAACGACAAACUUAUCAAAGCUCGUGAUAAGUUUGAAAAGCGAACCCCGACAGGUGCACGCUACAAGCUGCAUCGUCUGUCAAGGGAGAAAGGAUUACCCUGCCUCUCUUGGGGAGACUCGUGCCCAUGUUGUGUGAACAACUCUUCACGAGCACCUAAGGAGGCUUACCUCCUUACCAGCCCGUGGUGGCGCGUACGUGUCUCUACUGAGAUGUACGAAGGGAUUGACAACCUGAAAUCCCUUUACGACCGUGCCGGGAAGACUUUCUCCGGCGGUCCUUCUGCUGCACAGGAUGUGCCGCGUCGUACUGCUCAACCAGACCCAGUACGUCAACCAUCAGUUGGGAGCGGGGCUCCCAAGAAUCCCAGGACGGGGGAUAGCCGCGCCACCGGACGAGAUAACUCGUCCGACGUCCGUUCACGUCGCGGUGGUUCAACAGCUGCUCAACUAGAUAGCGCUGGCCACCGCGAGAGUCCUCUAAUGGAGGUGGAGGAGGAGGAAAGACGCUCUCCACACGAUAUCGUGGGGAUCCUUGUGUUCCCGAGAGCUUCUUUGAUCGCGUAA